CUAGUCGGAAGCAGCCGAAAGGGGCCCAGCAGCCUCGACUCAUCGAAAGCAAUCAGCCGGGAAACGAAGGAGAUAAAUCAUUCCGCGCUGCUAAGUAAUCUAGCAGCCAGCUGCUAGAACCCGCGUUGGAAUCGGAGCGUCCGCGUCGCCUCCAGUCUUCGGAAUUCCGCGAACUACGCGGCCCAUCGUGGCCCUUUAAACCAUGGGCCUAGAGUCGGUGGUGCCAGCGGCGGCCGCUCCGCUGGUUCGUCUGCAGCUCGUAACCCGCUCUUCCUGAGCGGAACACCCCACCGGGUUCGUCGGCUCGUUGCGGGGAAACAGGGUUCAUUACCGAGACCGUUGCACGCGCGCGCGGGCGCGGCGACGCUCGCGUGCAGUCGUCCUUGGUUGGUGCUACAGCGUUAGGCGCCCCCCCCCCUUCUCUUCGCGUUUGCCUCAGCGCUUCAGUGCGCUGCGGGUCGAGCUACACAGUAUGUGCGACCUGAUCGGAGCGUCAAGCUUGCUCCACAUCGGGGACAUAGUCUCUCUCUACGCCGAGGGAAGCGUCUCGGGCUUUUUGUGCACUCUGGGCUUGGUAGAUGACCGAUGCGUGGUGCAACCAGAGGCCGGAGACUUGGCCAACCCGCCCAAGAAAUUCAGAGACUGCCUCUUCAAGAUGUGUCCCAUGAACCGGUACUCGGCACAGAAGCAGUUCUGGAAGGCGGCCAGGCAGAGUGCGACCAGCGCCACCGACGCUGUGCUUCUCAAGAAACUUCACCAUGCGGCCGAGCUGGAGAAGAAGCAAAACGAGAACGAGAAGCGCAAGCUGGUCGGAGAGGUAGUACAGUACGGCGGUGUCGUCCAGCUGCUCCACGUCAAGAGCAACAAGUAUCUGACUGUGAACAAGCGGCUGCCGGCCUUGCUCGAGAAGAACGCCAUGCGCGUGUCUCUCGACGCUAACGGCAACGAGGGCUCCUGGUUCUACGUGGUGCCUUUCUACAAGCUGCGCUCUACGGGCGACAAUGUGGUGGUGGGAGACAAGGUGGUGCUGACGCCGGUCAACGCUGGUCAGCCCCUGCAUGCAAGCAGCCAAGAGCUGCCGGACAAUCCGGGCUGCAAGGAGGUCAACGCCGUCAGCUCCAACACCAACUGGAAGAUCUCCCUCUUCAUGGAAUACAAGGAGAACGUCGACGAUGUGCUCAAAGGGGGCGACGUGGUUCGGCUGUUCCAUGCGGAGCAGGAGAAGUUCCUCACGAUGGAUGAAUACCGCAAGAAGCAGUACGUGUUCCUGCGGUCUACGGGGCGCACUACGGCCACGGCGGCCACCAGCUCCAAGGCGCUGUGGGAAGUGGAGGUGGUGCAACAUGACCCGUGCCGGGGCGGGGCGGGCCACUGGAACAGCCUGUUCCGGCUCAAGCACCUGGCCACGGGACAGUACCUGGCUGCCGAGGUAGACGAGGACCCCAGCCCGGACCCCACGCGCGCCAAGCUGCGGGGUCCCCCCGGGAGCCCCGUCUACUGCCUGGUGGCAGUGCCCCAGAGCAGCGAUAUUGCCUCCAUCUUCGAGCUGGACGCGACCACGCUGUCGCGCGCCGACGACCUGGUGCCCCAGUCGUCGUACGUGCGCCUGCGCCACCUGUGCACCAACACGUGGGUACACAGCACGGCGAUCCCCAUCGACCGGGACGAGGAGCGGCCCGUCAUGUGGCGCCUGGGCUGCGCCGCCGCCAAGGAGGACCGGGAGGCCUUCGCAGUGGUGCCCGUGUCGGCAUCGGAGGUGCGUGACUUGGACUUUGCCAACGACGCGUGCCGCGUGCUGCAGCUGCUGGCUGGCACACUGGAGGGCACCCGGGCGGGCUCCACGGAGCGGCGGCUCCUGCUCCAGCUGCUUCACGAGGUGGUCUACUUCACGGCCAACCGGGAGGGGGACCCCAACAAGCCGGACCCCCUGGAGCUCGUGGUGACGCGGCCGCACCGGGAGCGGCAGAAGCUCUUGCGCGAGCAGAACGUGCUGCGCCAGCUGUUCCAGAUCCUGCAGGCCCCUUUCACGGACAAUGGCCAGGGGCCCCUGCUGCGCAUGGAGGACCUGGCAGACCCCCGCUACGCGCCCUACAAGCACAUGUGCCGCCUGUGCUACCGCAUCCUCCGCCUUUCUCAGCAGGACUACCGCAAGAACCAGGAGUACAUCGCCAAGUGGUUCGGAUUCAUGCAGAAGCAGAUAGGCUACGAUGUCCUGGCGGAGGACACCAUCACGGCCCUGCUGCACAGCAACCGGAAGCUGCUCGAGAAGCACAUCACAGCCGCCGAGAUCGAGACGUUUGUGAGCCUGGUGCGCAAGAACCGGGAGAGCCGCUUCCUCGACUACCUAUCGGACCUGUGCAUCUCCAACAAGAUGGCCAUCCCCGUCACCCAGGAGCUCAUCUGCAAGGCGGUCCUGUCGCCCCACAACGCGGACAUCCUCAUAGAGACCAGGCUGGUGCGGAGCCAAGUGGAACUGGAGAUGGAGGGCGGCCCGCCUGCACUUGCCGAAGAAGAGCAGGUGCUCCUGCUCUGGGACGGCGGCCGCCAGGCACAGGGCAUCGUCGAGCUGGCACAGGCCAGUGACUGCCAGGCCUCUCGUGCCACCCUUGAUUACUACCGGCACCAACUGGACCUCUUCUCUGGGAUGUCCCUGGACAGGCAGUACUUGGCCAUCAACAGCCUGUCGCCACACCUACACAUUGAGCUGAUUCACAAGUGCAUGGCGGACGAAAACCUGCCGUACGAUUUGCGAGCCGCCUUCUGCCGGCUGAUGCUACACAUGCACGUGGACCGUGAUCCCCAGGAGCUGAUCACACCUGUCAAAUACGCCCGCCUGUGGUCGGAAAUUCCGGAGCACCUCUCAAUCCAUGACUACGACGCCAACCGGCACCCGGAUCUGAGCAAAGAGGCCGUGCAGCGCAAGUUCAAGCCCACUAUAACCUUCGUUGAAGACUACCUGUGCAACGUCGUGGGUCACGUCUGGUCCUUUGCUGACCGAGAGCAGAACAAGCUCACCUACGAGGUGGUCAAGUUGGCACGAGAGCUGAUCUACUUUGGCUUCUACAGCUUCAGCGAUCUGCUGAGGCUCACCAAGACGCUCCUCAACAUCCUGGACUGCGUUCCCGAGGCGGCCAUUGCCAACGCUCAGGGCACUGUGCUCAAGUCUCUGGGCGACGUCGGCACGGUGGUGACGAACAUGGUACUUGGAUCAACGACGCUCACCAAGACGCCCGCGCCGGCACCUCGCAAGGGCCCCGCGGAGGACACUUUGGUCAUGGACACAAAACUCAAGAUCAUCGAGAUCCUGCAGUUCAUCCUCAAUGUGCGGCUCGACUACCGCAUCACGGGACUGCUGACCAUCUUCAAGCGGGAGUUUGACGAGAGCCACGAGAAAGCGGAUGAAACGCUCAUCGUUGGCGACAAAGGCAUCGACAUGGAGCGCAUUGGCCGAGAGGCGGAGGCCAUCUUUGGUGGCACCGAGGACUUGGGUGACGUGGACCUAGACGGCGAGGGCGGCCGAACGUUCCUCCGUGUGCUCCUGCACUUGACGAUGCAUGACUACCCUCCCCUGGUGUCCGGAGCCCUGCAUUUGCUUUUCAAGCACUUCACGCAGAGGCAAGAGGUGCUGCAGGCAUUCAGGCAGGUGCAGCUCCUCGUGUCUGCCAGCGAUGUCGAAAACUACAAGCAGAUCAAGGCUGACCUGGACAAGCUGCGCAACCUGGUUGAAAAGUCUGAGCUCUGGGUCUUCAAGGCACGGGAAGAAGACCCAGACCAGGAGACGGACAUGGACAAGCGUCUGAUCCUGCGGGGAGACUCCCUGCGGCCCGAGCUGGUGCCAGCCAAAGAGGCGGGGGAGCUUGAGGCGUCACUGAGCCCAACCAGGGCCGACAAUUACGUCACCAUCCGUCAGAUCCUGGAGCGACUCACGCGGCUGUGCUACCAGACGGGGCCCGGAGGUGCCAAGCGUCAGCGGAAGCACGAGCAGCGACUGCUGCGCAACAUGGGGGCACACGCCGUGGUGCUGCAGCUGCUGCAGAUUCCCUAUGACAGGAAGGAAGACUUGCGCAUGAAUGAGGUGAUGCGGCUGGCGCACGACUUCCUGCAGCACUUCUGCCUCGGCAAUCAUCAGAAUCAGGGCUUGCUUCACAAGCACAUCGACCUCUUCCUUACACCAGGGCUGUUGGAGGCACAGACAUUGUGCAGCGUCUUCAAGGACAACGUGGCCUUGUGUAGUGAAGUGACAGAGCGAGUGAUCCAGCACUUUGUGCACUGCAUCGAGACCCAUGGGCGGCAGGUGCAGUACCUGCAGUUUCUGCAGACAGUGGUGAAGGCUGAGGGACAGUACAUCCGCAAGUGUCAGGACAUGGUGAUGCAAGAGCUGGUGGGUGCCGGCGAGGAGGCGCUGGUGCUGUACAACGACAAGGGCUCGUGGGGCCAGCUGGUGGAGCUGAUGCGGUCGGAGCGCCAGCGGCUGGACCCCGGCGGCCCCCUGCGCUACCACGUGGACCUGGUGCGGCUGCUGGCCUGCUGCACGGAGGGCAAGAACGUCUUCACCGAGAUCAAGUGCCACUCACUCCUCUCCCUGGACGACAUCUGCCGGGUGGUGUCCCACCCGGACUGCUUGCCUGAGGUCAAGGAGGCCUAUAUCAACUUCCUCUCGCACUGCUUCAUCGACACGGAGGUAGAGAUGAAGGAGAUCUACGCAUCCCACCACAUUUGGACGCUGUUCGACAACUUCCUCGUCGACGUGGCCAUGGUGUGCAAUGCCACCCACGACCGGCGGCAUGCGGACCAGCUGCUGGAGGGCUACGUGACCAACUCGGUGAUGAACAUCAUCACCACCUUCUUCAACUCUCCCUUCUCAGAGCAGAGCGCCACCGUGCAGACACACCAGCCAGUAUUUGUGAGGCUCCUGCAGGCGGCCUUUCGUUUGUCCACCUGCACCUGGCUGAACCUGCAGCAGCGGAUGAACGUCGAAGGCUGCAUCCGUACCCUGGCGGAAAUCGCGAAGACCCGCGGCAUCGCCAUCCCCGUCGACCUGGAGACCCAAGUGGGCAACAUGUUCGACAAGAGUGCCCUCAUCAGCAAGCACACCCGGGCCUGGCUGUCGUCGGCCAGGGCCCCCAAGCGGGAGGCGGAGCCAACCCCGCCCCGCCUCAGCGAGCCGCGGGCGCACCCUGGGGACCGCACGGUCAUUGAGGUGCUCCAGGAGCUGGUAUUACUGCUGGAGGAACAGCUGCGCCCCCUGGUGCAGAGCGAGCUGUCGGUGCUGGUGGACGUGCUGCACCAGCCCCAGCUGCUCUUCCCGUCACGGCCGCAGGCCCAGGCCAAGUGCGCCUCCUUUGUCUCCAAGCUGGUCCAGCACACCCAGCGGCUGCUGCAGGAGCGCGAAGAGGGGCUCUGCGUGCGUGUGCUCCAGACCCUGCGGCAGAUGAUGUCGGACUGCGAGCACAGCGAGAAGGGGGAGGCCCUGCGGCAGAGCCUGCUGGUGCGCUACCUGGGGCGGCAGCCCCCAACCAAGCGGGGGGGCUCCUCGGGCCCCGAAGUGGCCCCGGGGGUUUUCCCUCCGAGGCCCCAUAGCCCCCUGAUGGAGGUGCAGUGCCAGCUGGACCGAGAGGGUGCCUCAGACCUUGUGGUGGACCUCAUCAUGAUGAGUCCCAACCUGUCCAUCUUCCUCGAGAGUGUCGAACUGGGCAUCGCCCUGCUGCGGGGCGGAAACCCCGUCAUACAGAGGUCGAUCCAUGCCAAGCUGACUUCAGGCAGCAAUGCCGAGAAGUUCUUCAGGGUCUUCUAUGAGAAGCUGAAGGCGGCCCAGCAGGAGAUAAAGUCGACGGUGACGGUCAGCACCUCGGACAUGGCCGCCCGAGCGACCUCCGAGGAGAAGGACCUGGGCCGCAAGGACACCCUGCGAGAGAACCGCGGUCGGCCCAGGGGCAGCAAGGGCUGUCUUCUGGUGUCGGAAGAACUGCGGGCACAACUGGAGGAUGCGGCCCAGGUGACGGGCAAAGCAUACGCCCAUGUGCGUUCUACCGUUGGGGGGCUGAGCAGCGAUCCGGCGAGUGGCAGCCCCGUGUCACCGAGCGAGGAGGGAGAGAAGCCCCAGGAGCCCCGGCUGGCCGCCGAGGUCCUGGUGAUGCUGCCUGUGCUGCGCUUCCUGCAGCUGCUCUGCGAGAACCACAACCGAAGCCUGCAGGACUUCCUGCGGAACCAGUGCAAUAAGAACAACUACAACUUGGUGUCCGAAACGCUGCUGUUCCUGGACUGCCUCUGUGGAAGUACCACGGGUGGCCUGGGCCUACUGGGUCUGUACAUAAACGAGCACAACGUCGACCUUGUGAACCAGACGUUGGAAACCCUGACGGAAUACUGCCAAGGACCCUGCCAUGAGAACCAGAACUGCAUUGCCAUGCACGAGAGCAAUGGGAUCGACAUCAUCAUUGCCCUUGUGCUCAAUGAUAUCAACCCCUUGGGGAAGAAGCGCAUGGAUCUGGUGCUUGAACUCAAGAACAACGCAAGCAAGCUGCUGCUGGCCAUCAUGGAGAGCCGGGGGGACAGUGAGAAUGCGGAGCGCAUCCUGUUCAACAUGAGUCCCCGGCAGCUGGUGGAGGUGGCCUGCAAUGCCUACCACCAGGACGAGGAGGACGACGAGGAGGAAGAAGAGGAGGAGGGGAGGGAGGGCCCGGACGGGGGUGUGGGCGUGUCCCCAAAGGAGGUGGGCCACAACAUCUACAUCCUCUGCCACCAGCUGGCCCAGCACAACCGGGACCUGGCCGCCCUGCUCAAGCCCCAUGAGAGCCCAGACUGCAAGACGGCCCAGGCCCUCCAGUACUACGCCUCACACACGGCCCAGAUUGAGAUUGUGCGACACGACCGCACCAUGGAGCAGAUAGUGUUCCCAGUGCCCCAGAUCUGCGAGUUCCUCACGCGCGAGACCAAGGUGAAGGUGUACAACACCACGGAGCGAGAUGAACAAAGCAGUAAGGUAUCGGACUUCUUCGAGCGCACAGAGGACCUCUUCAACGAAAUGAAAUGGCAAAAGAAGCUGCGAGGACAACCUGUGCUCUACUGGGUGAGCCGGCACAUGUCCACCUGGAGCACGGUGGCCUUCAACCUAGCUGUCCUCAUCAACGUCAUAGUGGCCAUCUUUUACCCGUUUGCAGAUGCCAAAGAACUGGAUCCCCGGCUGUCCGGUCUGAGCUGGGCACUGAUGUUGGUGUCCCUCGCCGGGGUGGUCCUGGCUCCGCGGCCGUCAUCCAUUCGGGCCUUGUCCUGCGCCUGCAUCCUGAGACUCAUGUCCUGGCUUGGUUUGCAGCCGACCCUGUGGCUGCUGGGCACGGUGAAUGUCGCCAUAAGCACUGUGCACCUGGUGAGCAUAGUGGGAAACCACGGGACCUUUGCGCGCAGCCUGGGCCACAUGCUGUCGGACAUGGAGCUGCUGUACCAUGUCAGCUACCUCACGGUGUGCGUGCUGGGCCUGGUGGGCCACCCGCUCUUCUACAGCGUGCUGCUCCUUGACGUGCUGUACCAGGAAGAGACCCUGCUCAACGUGAUCAAAUCGGUGACACGCAACGGCCGCUCCAUCAUCCUCACGGCCGUGCUGGCCCUCAUCCUCGUCUACCUAUUCUCCAUUGUCGCUUUCCUCUUCUUCCGGGACGACUUCCUCAUCCAGGUCGACAGCAGCACUUCGCGCACCACCACCGCUGCCGACGUGCCCCACGCUGACCCAAACUACUUGGAAGGUUUCUGCAAGGCGGCGAACGGCGGACAGGAGCCGUGCCCGCAAGAGGCUCUCACCACAGGAGCGGACGAUGGGGAUUCCGGCGACGACACGGUGGGAGAGCGCGCCUGCGACUCCCUGGUGAUGUGCAUCGUUACCACCCUCAACCACGGCCUGCGCAACGGCGGCGGCAUCGGAGACGUCCUGCGGCCACCCAGCUCCAAGGAACCGCUCUACUUUGCCCGUGUGGUGUACGACCUGCUGUUCUUCUUUGUGGUCAUCAUCAUCGUGCUGAACCUCAUCUUUGGCGUCAUCAUCGACACGUUCGCCGACCUGCGUAGCGAGAAGCAACAGAAGGACGAGACGCUGCGCAACACAUGCUUUAUUUGCGGCCUGGACCGGUCGGCCUUCGACAACAAGAGCGUGUCGUUUGAGGAGCACAUCCGGUGCGAGCACAACCUCUGGCACUACCUGUACUUCAUAGUGCUGGUGCGGGUCAAGGACCCGACGGAGUUCACGGGCCCCGAGAGCUACGUGGACACGAUGAUCAAGGUAGGAGCGCGCGUCUGGUGGUGGGCGAGGAGCCAGGGGCUGCGACAGCCCCUCCCGGGGGCGCCCCCUGCAGGAAAAGAACCUCGAGUGGUUCCCUCGCAUGCGGGCCAUGUCCCUAGCUGCGGACGAGGCCGAGUCCGAGCAGAACGAGAUGCGGACCCUGCAGAGCCAGCUCGAAGAAACUCAGCGACUGGUGGCCACCCUCUCUCGCCAGCUGGCCGACCUGAGGGAUCAGAUGACGGAACAGCGCAAGCAGAAGCAGCGGCUGGGACUGUUGGCACACCCCAGUUCAGCACCCCUGGCCGCCAGCCUUUCCAUACACUGAUGCCACUCCCACGAGGGGGACCGUCUUCCAAGAGCAAACUUCCUCCUUCCGAAGGUCACAGUUAGCACUGCCUCCCUUUGUCACAAUGGACCGUAGGCACAUGUUCGGAGGCGUCCAGAGGGGUGGGCGACGUCACCACUGUUGCGGCGCCCCCUUCCCCCCUGUGGGCACACUCUUCGUCAUUUGCAACGCUGCCAGCCACGGCUUCAUUCAGCACGGCACGACUCACUCGGCACCAGACGAACUGCGCCGCCUACAGGCGCGGCUUCUGGAGACGACCGACAGCCACUGCUGGAGUAAAAUAAAUGGCACCUUUUUGAUAGUUUAA
Molecule: messenger RNA, 8922 nt
Organism: Ixodes scapularis (black-legged tick)
Lineage: Eukaryota; Metazoa; Arthropoda; Arachnida; Ixodida; Ixodidae
Gene: Itpr
Product: inositol 1,4,5-trisphosphate receptor type 1
Exons: 42
Coding region: 473-8659 (2728 amino acids)
Biological process (GO): calcium ion transmembrane transport
Cellular component (GO): membrane; endoplasmic reticulum
Molecular function (GO): inositol 1,4,5 trisphosphate binding; inositol 1,4,5-trisphosphate-gated calcium channel activity
Source: RefSeq, a predicted model, not a curated record